This is a messenger RNA of Prorocentrum cordatum, 432 nucleotides long. NCBI's taxonomy places the organism in Eukaryota, Dinophyceae, Prorocentrales, Prorocentraceae. The record is from the annotation of a GenBank genome assembly.
AUGCUCGAGGUUCGCAGCGUGGCUAACAGGGCGUUAUCCGAGAGGCAGCGCGACGCCGCUGUGGCGUGGGUGGCCGGCGGAGGCGGCUCGGCACCUCCCGCCGGCGCGGAGAGGCUCGGGGUGCUGCUGGCCCGGCUGGAGGCCCACUGCGAGGCCGCCGCGGAGCGGCUGGCGCAGCCCGGAUCCGCGGGGGGGUCUGCGGCGACCGGAUCUGGCAUGGUCGUGUGGGACAAGGGGCGCGACGCGCUGCGCGCCGAGCGGCGCCUCGCGGCGGAGCGGCUGCGCGCGCUGGAGGAGCGCUGCGCUCGCGGCCCCGCGCCCGUCGCGGCAGCGCGGCGGGCCCCCGAGGCGGCCGCCGCGCUGCGGCGCGAGGAGCAGAUGCGCCGCGUGCGCCGCUGGGCGGAGGCGCAGCGCGAGGGUCGGGAGGUCUGA